This is a messenger RNA of Temnothorax curvispinosus, 1600 nucleotides long. RefSeq names its product myosin-2 essential light chain (gene Mlc-c). Gene Ontology annotation, molecular function: myosin heavy chain binding; calcium ion binding. Gene Ontology annotation, cellular component: myosin II complex. NCBI's taxonomy places the organism in Eukaryota, Metazoa, Arthropoda, Insecta, Hymenoptera, Formicidae. The transcript has 3 exons. Bases 439 to 906 code for a protein of 155 amino acids. The record is from RefSeq and is a predicted model, not a curated record.
GAUUGCGAACGAACGAACGAGCGAGUGAGGGAGCGAGGCGGCCUGAUGGUCCACGGCCGCGCCGCGCUCGUCUCCUCGGGCUUUUAAUUCAGGUCAAGAUUAUCCUCGCCUUUUUAGACGCACCCCCGGCCCCGACGCGCGAGCGCGCGCGCGCACCUAUCGAGGACUGCCUUUUAUGGUUCGGUAUUUGAAAGCAAGCCAGACAGCCGCUGCCCGCGGGCGUUUGUGGAGAAUUUAAUCGCGUUCUCGUCUUCCCCGCCGAGACUUGCCGAUUAUUCUUGUUUUACUCUCUCGCGAGUCAUGUGCAUUGUUGACGCGAGGCGCGCUUAGGAAUUGACGGAUGUAAGACGGUCCCGGUGUUCUGGCGUUGUUCGUGUUGCUACAGCAGAGCCGCUAAGUGCUAUAGAGUCUCGUUUCUCUCCAUACAAAAGUGCCAAGAUGUACGGCUUUGGCUAUCAGGAGCUGGCUAAUAGAAUGAUGUCAUCUAUGGAUGAAUUCCAGGAGGCGUUUCAGUUGUUUGACAGCCGCGGGGACGGCAAGAUCCACGUGUCCCAAAUCGGUGACGCGUUACGCGCCCUCGGUCAAAAUCCUACCGAGUCGGACGUGAAGAAGUUCACUCAUCAGCACAAACCGGACGAGCGUAUCAGCUUCGAGGUAUUUUUGCCAAUCUACCAGGCGAUCAGCAAGUCCCGUACCUCCGACACGGCGGAUGACUUUAUCGAGGGCCUACGUCACUUCGACAAGGAUGGAAACGGUUUCAUAUCUUCCGCGGAGUUGCGACACCUUCUGACGACGCUCGGCGAGAAGCUCAGCGACGAGGAAGUGGAAACGUUACUGGCGGGUCACGAAGAUUCACAGGGUAAUAUCAACUACGAAGAUUUUGUCCGCCAGGUUAUGUGCGGCUAAAUCCAGCUACUUAAUCGCACAUAAGAGAGUAUUUAUCGUUUACUUUGCCAUUUAUCCAUCGAAUCUGUUGAAGCGUUUUAUUUUUGAAGUAUCAUAUCAUAGCAUGUGUACCUAUAUGGCGAUUUAUCUCGAGGGAACCCCUAAUGUGAACACUAUUUUAUUACGUACCACGGGAAGAAGGUUAGUCCCUUUUAUAUAAGAGUCUAAAUUAGUUAAACAAUGGUAGGUAAAGAACAAUCUAGCGCAUUGUGCCUUGACGUAUACUCCGAUUUACGAGCAUUUAGUGAUAUCGAUAGUAGGACAUAUGCCUAUUGUGCGAUCAUUCAGCGAGACAUUCUGAAUUCCGCGGACAUUCCAAAUUCUUGUAAGAUAGACUUUGAGAAACCGACGUCUCCGGCCUUUGAGGGCGAGGGCCGAGCAUUUCGAUUUACGCCAAUACACUUAAUGGGCCACGUACUUUUAUCCCUCUCCCUCUCCCAUCGAGUUCAAUACAUCUUCUGUGUAGUUAAAAUGUAUGUUCGGGAAUCUUCCACAUCUACUGUUACAUGCCCUAGAAAAAGUGCGCGGAGAGUAUCCACUUUAUUUAUUUAAGCAUGAGCGUAUUUAUGUCUCCGAAAUGCGCAAGAAAAGAUUAUUGUACAUUGCGAUUAAUAAAAAGAAAAAAUUGCUCGAAGAAUUCGUCGUGAAACUUCAA